CGCCUCGCGUGACGUCAGGGCGGCGGCCAGGCGCUGGACGUGCGGCGGUCGGAGCUUCGGAGCUACAGCUGCGUCCUUGUUCUCUCCGCCUGGUUCGCGCGCCGCUGCUCGAGCGUUCGCAGGUAAAGAGAUGGCAUUUGUGAAGAGUGGAUGGUUGCUGCGACAGAGUACUAUUUUGAAGCGCUGGAAGAAGAAUUGGUUUGACCUGUGGUUAGAUGGUCACCUGAUCUAUUAUGAUGACCAGACUCGGCAGAGUAUCGAGGAUAAGGUCCACAUGCCAGUGGACUGCAUCAACAUCCGCGUGGGGCACGAAUGUCGUGAUAUUCAGCCUCCAGAUGGGAAGUCAAAAGACUGUAUGCUGCAGAUUGUUUGCCGAGAUGGGAAAACUAUCAGUCUUUGUGCAGAAAGCACAGAUGAUUGUUUGGCCUGGAAAUUUACACUCCAGGAUUCCAGGACAAACACAGCAUAUGUGGGCUCUGCAGUCAUGACUGAUGAGACAGCUGUGGUUUCCUCCCCUCCUCCGUACACAGCGUAUGCCACACCAACCCCUGAGCAGGCAUACGGCUAUGGUCCAUACAGUGGCGCGUACCCACCAGGAACUCAAGUUGUGUAUGCCGCGAAUGGGCAGGCGUAUGCUAUGCCCUACCAGUACCCCUACGCAGGACUUUAUGGACAGCAGCCUACCAACCAAGUCAUCAUUCGUGAGCGGUACCGAGACAACGACAGUGAUUUGGCGCUGGGCAUGCUGGCCGGAGCAGCCACGGGCAUGGCCUUAGGGUCUCUCUUCUGGGUCUUCUAGAGGCCUUGAGAUCUCGGUGUGCAGAGCGAUAACCCUGUGUGCAAUAAUGUGAUUUGCAGGGCAUUUCUGUUUGUGGCAAAUGUUUCUAAUAAUAGUUUUAAUAGUUCUUUUGAAAGUAGUGACAUCAUAAUCAUAACUAGUCCAUGUAAGUAUCACAGAGAAGGACUACACUGUUUAGCUAAAACACGGACUCUUUAGGGGCGCUAGCUCAUUCUAAGACUUACCUGAUGGAACUCUUGGAAUACCUUAUUUGAACAUACCUGUUUUGAGAGGCAUUUUCUUUUUAGCUUGUAGUGCUUGAGGGAUAAUUUGUGUUUGUGUUGUGCCAGUAAUCUAGUGAUACGUGAGUAAAGGAGUGAUUGCGGCAAGGAAGACAGCUUUUCAUUUAACUUCAGACCUUCAAACCUCAGACCGGAACUGGCUGCGUGUCACCUUAGGCAUGGUGGGCUGGUCAGCUCCCGGCAGCUUCCUGAGGAGGAAGCAGUGAGGCGAGAGUGCCGGACCUGCCCUCUGGCUCUGCAGGCCCCAGCAAGGCCGACACUCAGGAUGACAGGGACAUCCCCUCUUGGGGAAAGGAUACUUCAGAAACCUGCCUAGCCCUAGCUGCUUAUUCUGGUGUUAUUUUUGUAUGUUUUUGGUAGCGAUAGUUGGGAAGCAUCCCAAAUUAGGGAUUGAUUUGUGCCUCAAAGUUUUAGGGCUUUAUCCUUCAAAACUUGAAGAAGGCAGAACAGUAACAAACAAGUGUGUGGAGGUAGAUUUGCUUUAUUCAGAGACGUGGUUUUAGGUCUGCUUUGGGUUUUUUCUCGCUGCCUAAGCCUACUCAUAACCUAUUUUUCUACUUGUGAGAGUGAUGUGAAAAGAAUGGUGAGGGAGACAGUGGGAGGGCUGUGGUGAGGAUGUUCCUGUUCCAGGCCUUCUGGGGCUGUGCUGAGUGGAGGAUGCUCUUCUGUCCCGUUGAAGGCCUGUCCUGUGCCAGAGUGUGGCCCUGUGGCUGGGACGAACCGCAGCAGGAAGACUCAGGUUGAAGGGAAAUGGGGCCCUAGGGACACGAGGGACCUGCUCAGAGCAUCCCUCAGCUUGGCCGGGAGCCCAGCUGUGUUUUGUUCCUGACCCACAUGUGAUAGAGAAGCUUAGAGCAUUCGCGUUUGAGCCCCAAGAUGUGUGACUCUCUGGAAAUCCCAUAGUCUUGCCUUUCUGUCAAAUAUUCUUAUUUCCAGUAUUAUGAAGUUCCAAAAUUAUGAAGUGUGUAUUUCAAAUAUUCACAUUUCUGUUAUUUCACAUUUCAAAGCUCCUAAAGACUCCGGUUUUCUGUCCUGCAUGCUGUGAACAGCGUGCUUUUGCAAGGGCAGUUUAGCACAGCGAAUGUCUCCCCUAUGUUCCAUGUGGUCCCGUUUUCCCCAAAAUAUGCUCCAGGUAGCACAGACUGUGCCUGGCUGGUUACGCGAUUCUCUCUUGCUGUACUGCCCAGUCGGCUCCGUCUGAGGGUGCACACAGGUCUCCAUGCGAAACCAGAGGCCGAACGAACUGGGUGGUGACCCCAGGUCUGUUUUCUCUCCAGUCGUAGGGGUCUUGUUGACUUGGGAGUGUCUGUCUUCCUGGAAGGAAUGUUUUUGCCUGUCAUCCCUGGAUAGAAGCAGUGUGUGACACUACUAGUGUCAGUGGUUUAACGUGCUGUUUUGAGGAUUUUACAUGCCGUGUGAUGAGAAUGACUUUGUUCAGAUUGUAACCAUUGUCAGAGCUGUAUGCUUUACUUUCCACUUACUAACAGUUUUUCAUGUUGCAUCAAGUGUUAAUUUUGAACUUGGAGUUACUGGGUGGGAAUUGUGGGCACCACAGAAUAUUUAUUUACGCCAUUUAGGUGCGCUUGAAGCAGAUGUCUCUUUGUGCUCUUCUGGCUGAAGAGGAGAGGUAUGGAUGGAAGCUUGGGCACCUGUGUGUCCCAGUCCCCGUCCCCUGUGGGGCCAGCCUCAUGAGGCAGUCACAGAGGGGCCUGGAAGUCCCCUGUCAGUAGAGACUGGGGCCUGGUGUGACAUGCACACUGGGGUGCAGGUGGGCUCAAAUCAUUUCCUUGCCACAGCUCCCGUAGAUGCCAACCUUUGGUUGUCUCUGUUUCUCAGAGAUGUCCUUUGUUAGGUGCGUGAGUUGGAAGAAGUUUCUUGUUCAUGUUUGAGUAAGCAUUUACUUCCAUGUGUAUUUUUAAAUAAUGAUCUGUACUUGGGGGAAGUUGGCCAUUGACAUUGUACUCAUAGCUGAUGUGAUCUUUUAAUUCCUUGAGUUGACUUCAGCGUUUUGGGGACUAAAGAGAAGAGGGAGACCUAUGGUUAAUGUCUCAGAUUGUCAUUCAGAAACAAGGCUAGACCUUGUUUUAGGCCAUCCAGGACAAGGAUCACCAUCUGAAUCAUGAGAGGAAGGUCCUGCAGUUAAGACAAAGUGGCCCAAGUGUAUUUUCCACAUCAAGUGUUAGUCUUGUGUAAUCUUUCUUUUUCCUUCCCUAGUUUGUGUAGACAUAAGGCAUGGAAUGCAAUUCCACCUGUCUUUCCAGAGUUGAUCUUGUUUGUAAUUGCCUCCCUAUUACUAGUAUCAUGUCCUGUCUACAGAACCUAUUUUCCCCUCCUGUGUAUGCAUAUUGUACAUUUAUAAGUGACAAUGUUAAUACAUUAAAUGAUCGUUAACCUUAAA
Lemur catta (Ring-tailed lemur) is the source of this 3478-nucleotide messenger RNA. RefSeq names its product pleckstrin homology domain containing B2 (gene PLEKHB2). The coding region runs from base 131 to 799 and encodes 222 amino acids. NCBI's taxonomy places the organism in Eukaryota, Metazoa, Chordata, Mammalia, Primates, Lemuridae. Gene Ontology annotation, cellular component: membrane. The transcript has 8 exons. The record is from RefSeq and is a predicted model, not a curated record. Gene Ontology annotation, biological process: regulation of cell differentiation.